This is a messenger RNA of Cygnus olor (mute swan), 3167 nucleotides long. It is a transcript of the gene CHUK, whose product is annotated as component of inhibitor of nuclear factor kappa B kinase complex. Gene Ontology annotation, biological process: positive regulation of transcription by RNA polymerase II; tumor necrosis factor-mediated signaling pathway; peptidyl-serine phosphorylation. The record is from RefSeq and is a predicted model, not a curated record. Gene Ontology annotation, molecular function: IkappaB kinase activity; ATP binding. The transcript has 23 exons. Lineage: Eukaryota; Metazoa; Chordata; Aves; Anseriformes; Anatidae. Gene Ontology annotation, cellular component: cytoplasm; IkappaB kinase complex.
AUUCCUGUCCCAUUGGACUGUACUUCUGAAGACAUUAAAGAGUCCUUUAUUACACAGGCACAGGAGCAACAGAUUGAUCUAUUAGAAAUCCCAGAGCACUCGGAUAUCACGCAAGUAUGAGACAAGGUAGCGCGGCCGGGCACGCCAUACUUCUACGUGGAGCUGGACACGGGCGAGAAGCUCUUCCACCGCAUCCGCCGCAGCUUCCCGCUGCAGUUCGGCAGGGCGGUGCUGGCCAGCCCGGCCCUGCUGGCGCUGCCGGAGCGCGCCGACUGGCGGCGCUGCGCCGCGGGGCGGCCCGAGGAGGCGGCGCAGGCCUGCGCCUUCCGCCGCGACUUCCAGCCCUUCGACUUGGCCCCGCCGGAGUGACGCCGGGGCGCCGGGCGGGCGGGCGGAGGGGCGGGCGGGCGGCUGGCGGCGCUGACGCGGCAAUAAAGGCGGAGCUGCCCGGGCGCGGAGUCGGCUGCGGCGCCAUGGAGCGGGGCGCGGAGCGGGGCCCCCCGAGCAGCGGCCCGGCGCUGCGCGGGCAGCCGGCGGCGAGCUGCGGGCUUUGGGAGAUGCGCGACCGCCUGGGCACCGGCGGCUUCGGCAACGUGUGCCUCUACCAGCACCAGGACACGGGAGCCAAGGUGGCCGUCAAGUCGUGCCGGCUGGAGCUGAGCGUGAAGAACAAGGACCGCUGGUGUCACGAGAUCGACAUCAUGAAGAAGUUGAACCAUCCCAAUGUAGUAAAAGCCUGUGAAGUUCCUGAGGAGAUGAACUUUCUUGUUAAUGGUGUUCCUCGUCUGUCAAUGGAGUAUUGUUCAGGGGGUGACCUCCGUAAGCUGCUAAACAAACCAGAAAACUGCUGUGGACUUAAGGAAAGUCAAAUACUGUCUCUGCUUAGCGACAUUGGGUCUGGUAUCCAGUAUUUGCAUGAAAACAAAAUCAUACACAGAGAUUUAAAGCCUGAAAACAUUGUUCUACAGGAUGAAGGUGGGAAGAUUGUUCAUAAAAUAAUAGACCUGGGUUAUGCAAAGGACCUGGACCAAGGAAGUUUAUGCACUUCAUUUGUUGGAACAUUACAAUAUUUGGCUCCUGAACUCUUUGAGAAUAAAUCCUACUCUGUUACUGUUGAUUACUGGAGCUUUGGAACGAUGGUGUUUGAGUGCAUUGCAGGAUUUCGACCUUUCUUACAUAAUCUACAGCAUUCACCUGUAUAUCCACAAAUUAUUUUCUAGGCAUGAAAAAUCAAGAAGAAGGAUCCAAAGCACAUAUUUGCUUUCGAAGAGAUGAAUGGGGAAGUUCGCUUUAGUACUCAUUUGCCACAGCCUCACAGUGUCUGUAGUUUAAUUGUAGAACCCAUGGAAAACUGGUUGCAACUGAUGCUGAAUUGGGAUCCACAACAGAGGGGUGGAGGUUUUGAUCCUGAGACCAGUCGCCCAAAGUGUUUCGUAGUAAUGGAUCACAUACUGAAUUUGAAGAUAGUACAUAUCCUAAAUAUGACCUCUGCCAAGAUUGUUUCAUUUCUCUUGCAUCCCGAGGAAAGCCUUCAUUCCCUUCAGACUCGGAUUGAGUAUGAAACUGGAAUAAGUACUGGUAAUCAGGAACUGCUAUUGGAAACAGGAAUUUGCCUGGACCCCCGGAAGCCUGCUUCCCAAUGUGUUAUUGAUGGCGUAAGAGGCUGGGAUAGCUAUAUGGUCUAUUUGUUUGAUAAAAGCAAAACUGUCUAUGAUGGACCCUUUGCUUCUCGGAGUCUAUCCGACUGUGUAAAUUACAUUGUACAGGAUAGUAAAAUCCAGCUGCCAAUUCCUCAGCUGCGCAAGGUAUGGGCAGAAGCAGUUCACUACGUGAUUGGCCUAAAAGAAGAUUAUAGCAGGCUUUUCCAGGGCCAGAGAGCUGCCAUGCUGAGUCUCCUUCGGUAUAAUGCCAACCUAAUCAAAAUGAAAAACAAUAUGGUAUCGGCAUCUCAGCAACUGAAAGCAAAGCUGGAGUUCUUUCAUCAGAGCAUUCGCCUCGACCUGGAGAGAUACAGUGACCAGAUGGCUUAUGGCAUAUCUUCAGAAAAGAUGCUCAAAGCAUGGAAGGAAAUGGAAGAGAAGGCUUCUCAGUGUGCCCAGGCCGAAGAUAUCGGACAUCUAGAUGAACAGAUCAUGGCUCUGCACACAGAGAUUGUGGAGCUUCAGAAGAGUCCAUACGCAAGACGCCAAGGAGAAGUCAUGGAGAGUCUGGAACAGAGAGCCAUAGACCUGUACAAGCAAUUAAAAACAAGACCACCAGAUCAUGCCUACAGUGACAGCACGGACAUGGUGAAGAUUAUUGUGCAGACAGUUCAGAGUCAAGACCGAGUUCUCAAGGAACUCUUCGGCCAUCUCAGCAAGCUCUUGGGCUGUAAGCAGAAGAUUAUUGACUUGCUUCCAAAGAUUGAAGUGGCUUUAAAUAACAUCAAAGAAGCUGAUAACUCGGUGAUGCAGAUGCAGGGCAAAAGACAAAGGGAGAUAUGGCAUUUGCUCAAAAUUGCUUGCACUCAGAGCUCUUCUCGAUCACUGGUAAGCUCCAGCCUGGAAGGGGCAGCCUCAACUUCCGCAGCCACGUGGCUCCCCCAGAGCUCCUCGGAGCAUGUACCUCACCCGCUAUCAUCUAUGGCAACUCCUGGAGAUGGGGAAGAUUUUAUUGAUGUGAUAGAAGAGAAUCUGAAUUAUCUCGACCGCUUCAGCAGUAUUUUGCAAGAGGCAAGACAAGAGCAGAGUAACAGCAUGAUGGGUUUUGACUGGAGUUGGCUGAAAUAGCCUCGGGACCCCCCGUGCCGCUGUCUGCGAGUGCCUGCACGCAGAGAGGUUGCUGGGCUGCCCCGCGCCGUGACGGAGGGGCACAGCAGCCCCCUCGCCUCGCCUUUUGUAACCGCGGCCGAGCUGGUGACAACGGCUGCAGCGGAUAUACGGGACUGGCACCGGCGGCGUUCGGCGGCCUGCCGCCGUUAAAGCGCCCAGCCGGGCGGCACCGCACCGAGGAAGCAGCCGCCGCUGCCGGGCUCCGCGCUGAGGGGACGGGGCCGGGCCCCGCCAAGGAGGGCGACGGGGGGGGGGGGGGGGGGGGGAACGGGCUGGAGCGGUUCGCGACGUGUGCCGCAGACGCGCGUGUGUUUUAACCCGAGUUUAUUGUAAAUAAACGCUGCCCCCAGGCCCCCC